This is a messenger RNA of Quercus lobata, 1195 nucleotides long. RefSeq names its product zinc finger protein WIP2-like. Gene Ontology annotation, cellular component: nucleus. The transcript has 2 exons. Lineage: Eukaryota; Viridiplantae; Streptophyta; Magnoliopsida; Fagales; Fagaceae. The record is from RefSeq and is a predicted model, not a curated record. Gene Ontology annotation, molecular function: DNA-binding transcription factor activity. Gene Ontology annotation, biological process: regulation of gene expression; anatomical structure development. Bases 71 to 1099 code for a protein of 342 amino acids.
UUAUAUAUCACUCUGGUCGUUAAGGACCAAACCAUCACAUCUUUGUUCUUCUUAUCCAUUCUUUUCAACCAUGGCAGACCCAUACUCCAAUUUCUUCACAAAAUCAAGGUUCAACUUCAUGCCUAUUCAUUCUCACUAUUCUUCUUUCCCUUCUUACUCAAACCCAAUUUUGAAUUCCUAUCCUCCUCAAUAUUCCAACUCAAACUAUGUCCUUAACAACAAACCUUCCAUUCAAUAUUGCCAAAAUAUUCCAUCAACAUCAUCACCUUCGUCACCUCCUCUCAAAGAAGCUCUUCCUUUAAUAAACAACCUAAGCCCUACUAGACAAGAGGAACAUGAGUCCUCAAGUACUAGUGCAAUGGAAGAGGAAGAGGACAAAAACAGGAACAAAGAUGAUGGUGAUGAGACUGUUACUGUAGCCCUACACAUAGGCCUUCCGAGCACUAAUACAGAUCUGGGGCACUCUAGGCUGACCUCGCCUCCUUCAGAUGUGACAGUUAAAGAUGGAAUGAGAGAGGUUUCAUGGUACCCUUUAGGUACACUCAACAAGGGUCAGUAUUGGAUUCCAACCCCUUCUCAGAUUCUCAUUGGUCCUACUCAGUUCUCAUGUCCUAUUUGCUUCAAGACCUUUAACAGAUACAAUAAUCUCCAGAUGCAUAUGUGGGGACAUGGAUCUCAAUAUAGAAAAGGACCUGACUCUCUAAAGGGAGCUCAACCAACAGCCAUGCUAAGACUCCCAUGCUAUUGCUGUGCACCAGGAUGCAAGCACAAUAUUGAGCACCCAAGAGCAAAGCCUCUCAAAGAUUUUAGAACCCUCCAAACACAUUACAAGAGAAAGCACGGGACUAAACCUUUCAUGUGCAGGAAAUGUGGCAAGGCAUUUGCAGUGAAAGGUGAUUGGAGAACUCAUGAGAAGAACUGUGGCAAAAUUUGGUAUUGCAUUUGUGGGUCUGACUUUAAGCAUAAAAGGUCUCUAAAAGACCACAUUAAGGCCUUUGGCAAUGGUCAUGGAGCUUUUGGUAUUGAUUGCUUUCAAGAAGUGGAUGACCCUACAUCCGAUAUUGAACAUGAUGGUGAUUCCUCAAUGCCAAAUGAGUGAAAAUAGUGAGUACUCUAGGUUAAUUUUCUCAUCACUUGAGCCGACAUAUAUAGCUUCACUUAUGGUAGAUAUAUGAUAAAGUUGUUUUAUGCCUUU